Racocetra persica is the source of this 269-nucleotide messenger RNA. The record is from the annotation of a GenBank genome assembly. Lineage: Eukaryota; Fungi; Glomeromycota; Glomeromycetes; Diversisporales; Gigasporaceae.
AAGUAACAUUACUUGCAGAACAAGUACAACGAAUGACAGUUGCAGUGAAAUAUGAAGAACCACAAAAUAAACAAGAAAAGAAACUGAAUCAACUCUAUCUAGAAGCCACACAAAGAGAAAUAAAUCAAUUUAGAGAACAACAAAGUCAAAACACCAAAAUGGGAACAUUUAUUAAAACACAAUUGUCACAAUUAGAUCGAAUCCUACAACAAGAAAAGGAACAAGAAGAUCUAAGAAUUAGAACAGGAUUAAGACAGCUAAAACAAUGA